AUGUCAUCGAGGACCCAGCUCCCAACCGUACCGCCGACCAUGCGUGCCUGGGUAUGCCGGCGGCGCGGUCCUGCUUGUAGCACUCUCGAGCUGGUCACCGACCAUCCAACACCCGACGUGCCCACGGGCUCAUCGUCCGACGUCCUAAUCCGCGUGUCAAACGUAUCACUACAAUUUAGUUCUGAGAUGUUGAUGAAGUCAUUGCCUAAAAUGCCUUUUACUAGCCCAUGGGUCCCGGAGAUUGAGCUUUCAGGUGUGGUAGUAGCGGCUGGCGGGGGUGCACCGGCAGAGGUACGCGAUCCGGGCUCCCAUGUUAUUGCCUUUCAGAAUAUUCCUACCGCCGUGGUUAUGGGCCGCGGUGUGCUGGCAGAGUAUGUGCGACUUCCUGGGCGCCAGGUCGCACGUAUCGAUGACGGUGUUGAUAUGGCGUCGGCCUCGGGCAUCAUCGGGUCCGGUUGCACCGCGCUUAAGAUGAUUCGCGCAGGAGGUGUGCGCGAGGGCCACACAGUGCUCGUGAAUGGGGCUAGCGGGUCGGUCGGUUCGGUGCUCGUGCAGCUGUGCAAGCUGCGUGGUGCAAAGGUGGUCGGCGUGGCCAGUGGAGGCAACGAGGCUAUGGUUCGUGAUUUGGGUGUAGAUGAGUUCAUCGACUACCGCAAACAUGAACCGCUGCCAGCCUACCUAGCGCAUCAGUAUGGCGACAAGCCGUUUGACUUUGUGCUUGACUGUGUCGGCACGCAAGCACUUUUUGUCAACUCCCCAGCCUAUCUUAAGCCUAAGGGAGCUUUUAUAAACAUCGGUGUGCUUGAGGGCAUGUUUGUAACGUCGUGCAAUGCGCUGCUCAAUAGCUGGCUCCCCACCUGGCUGGGUGGCGUGCAGCGUCGCUUUAUAAUGUUCAGCACGCCCCCGGCGCGUGACGAUGCAGUCUACCUAGCACGCCUCAUCGAAGAGGGUCGCUUGCGUAUUCCUGUGGACUCUGUCUUCGAGAUGAAGGAUGCUAUACGCGCCUACGAGCGUAUCGCCACACAACGUGCGCGUGGCAAGGUCGUGGUCAAGGUGCAUGAAGACUAA
Penicillium vulpinum is the source of this 1068-nucleotide messenger RNA. Its product is annotated as NAD(P)-dependent alcohol dehydrogenase. The coding region runs from base 1 to 1068 and encodes 355 amino acids. Gene Ontology annotation, molecular function: oxidoreductase activity. NCBI's taxonomy places the organism in Eukaryota, Fungi, Ascomycota, Eurotiomycetes, Eurotiales, Aspergillaceae. The record is from RefSeq and is a predicted model, not a curated record. The transcript is spliced from 2 exons.